This is a messenger RNA of Penicillium subrubescens, 1761 nucleotides long. Its product is annotated as flavin-containing monooxygenase. Lineage: Eukaryota; Fungi; Ascomycota; Eurotiomycetes; Eurotiales; Aspergillaceae. The record is from RefSeq and is a predicted model, not a curated record. The coding region runs from base 1 to 1761 and encodes 586 amino acids. Gene Ontology annotation, molecular function: flavin adenine dinucleotide binding; NADP binding; N,N-dimethylaniline monooxygenase activity. The transcript has 5 exons.
AUGGCGAUUAAAGUAGCGAUCAUAGGCGCAGGUCCCGGUGGCCUAGUGGCCCUCAAGACCUUGCUAGAGUCCUCGACACCAGAGCAGCAGAUCGAAGCCUGCCUAUUUGAAGCCGAGUCGGAUAUCGGAGGCACGUUCAACUAUCGGUCUUAUCAGAAUGCAGAACUGGUCAGCAGCAAGCAGUUGACAACAUUUUCGGAUCAUCGCUUGCCACUGGAUAGUCCAGAUCAUAUCUCACUUCCCGAAUAUGUGGACUAUCUCCGGUCUUAUGUUGCUAAAUUCAAUCUGGAUGCCCACAUUAAGCUCAACAGCCCCGUCGUCCGAGUGGAGCGAUUACCAGAAGGCUCAGAGUGGAAGCAUCGAGUCAGCUACACGAACAGAGCAGACGCGAACGAGAAGAAGGAAAGGACUUAUGACUGUUCUCACAUCGCAGUAUGCACGGGACUACAUGUCGAACCCAAUAUCCCCACUAUCCCUGGAAUCGAACACAUCAAAGGGGAUGUGUUUCAUUCAUCGCUCUACAAGGAUCGCUCCCAGGUGGCAGGGCGCAAUGUCCUGAUUCUUGGAUGCGGUGAAACAGCUAUGGAUAUCGCCUACGAAUCUAUCAAAGCCGACGCCCAAUCAGUCACCAUGUGCUUCCGGACAGGAUUUCUCUCCUUCCCGAAGUCACUCAGUCGCUUCCAAGUAUUUGGCAAGACCUUCAGCGGAGGUCUUCCCAUCGACGGUCUCAUCACCAACCUGUUCGAGACCGCAUAUGUGCAUCGAGCAAUCGCCCACAGCCGAUUACGCUGGUUCGUCUCCGACUUUGUCAUCAAGCGAGUACUGUGGUUCCUGACAGGAACACAAGCUGGCAUGAACCAGCACGUUGGUGGUCUGCCACAGGAACGACUGGGUCGGGCAUUCGUUUUCCUCAACAAGAGUAACAAGGCGAUGCCGUACCUCAACCGACCCUAUCAAAAGCAUAACCCCAUUCUGGCUUGUAUCGGGAAUCGCUACAUUGACCCACCGGACGAUGCGAACUCCAACCGAGUCGUCGAUACUUGUACAUGGCCCGAGUAUAUUGAUGACUCGGGACGAGUCCAUUUCCAAGCCAACCCCAAGCGAAAGGAUUGGCAGCGGCUGAAGAAUAGGGUCAUCGAGCCGGAUUGUGUGGUAUACUGUAGCGGGUACAAGCAAACCUUCCCCUACCUCGACAGCACAUAUCCCACGGCAUCCGACGCCCAAAUCCGUAACAUCAUCCAUCCAUCCCACCAUGAUAUCGCCUUCAUCGGAUUCGUCCGUCCAGGCGUCGGUGCUAUCCCGCCAAUCGCCGAGCAACAAGCUAUGUGGUGGACAGCUCUGAUCACCGGCAAAAUGGCAAUGCCAACAGAUCCCCCACACUAUCACCUCCUAGCCGCCAAAACCUCACGUAUCCACUACGGUGUCGACCACAGCGCAUACAUGAGCACUUUAGCUCGAGACUUUGGCGGUGCGCCGGGACUGAUGGAGUUGUAUCGUGAGCAUGGAUUGCGGAUUCUUCUGAUCUACUGUUUUGGUGCAUCUUUUGUUACGUUUUAUCGGUUACUUGGUCCGUUCAAGUCACCCGUUGCGCCGGAGAUUGCGCGGACGGAGCUGGCGGAGACGAUUCUUCGAAGAGGGAUACUUGGGAAUAUCUUUUUUGGUCUCAUACCUAUGCUUUUUUACGGAGUUGUUAAUGCGGUGGCUUUUGUGUUGGAUAGAGUUGGGUUGAUUCCUUCGGAGAAGAAGGUGGUGAGUGAGUGA